Molecule: messenger RNA, 903 nt
Organism: Condylostylus longicornis
Lineage: Eukaryota; Metazoa; Arthropoda; Insecta; Diptera; Dolichopodidae
Gene: Chmp1
Product: charged multivesicular body protein 1b
Exons: 4
Coding region: 141-749 (202 amino acids)
Biological process (GO): late endosome to vacuole transport; endosome transport via multivesicular body sorting pathway; protein transport
Cellular component (GO): ESCRT III complex; multivesicular body
Source: RefSeq, a predicted model, not a curated record
ACAUAAAAGUUAAAUCAGCUGGUGCUAUGACAAUAUUAAUAAUAAAUAUGAGUCAUAUUUACAAUUAGAGAAAAUAAGCUGUAAUUUUAUGUACGUCCCAUUUUGAUUUUUAAAUAAAUUUAUUAAAACUGGGUAACGAAAUGUCUACUUCUGCUAUGGAAAAGCACCUUUUCAAUUUGAAAUUUGCUGUGAAAGAUUUAGAAAGGCAAUCUAAAAAAUGCGAAAAGGAAGAAAAGCAAGAACAAGCGAAGGCAAAAAAAGCCUUACAAAAAGGAAACGUCGAAGUGGCCAGAAUACAUGCAGAAAAUGCAAUAAGACAAAAAAAUCAAGCUGUGAAUUACUUAAGAAUGUCAGCAAGAGUAGAUGCUGUUGCUAGUAGAGUUCAAACAGCUUUAACUACGCGAAAAGUAACCUCUUCGAUGGCCGGAGUGGUUAAAGCAAUGGACGCUGCUAUGAAGGGAAUGAAUUUAGAAAAGAUUUCAUCACUUAUGGAUAAAUUUGAACAACAAUUUGAAGACUUAGAUGUUCAAAGCUCAUAUAUGGAAAACACUAUGUCACAGACAACUACAACUGCCGUUCCACAAAACCAAGUUGAUGCUUUGUUACAACAAGUAGCUGACGAAAACGGACUUGAACUAAAUAUGGAAGUACCGUCAGUACCGGGCUCUACUAUAGGUUCAACAAUUCAAGCCUCUUCUGAACAAGAUGAACUAACCCAACGUUUAGCGAGAUUGCGACAAACAGAGUAAAUACAUAUGCAUUUUAUGUGAAAUAGAUAUUUGAGAAAGUGAAUUCCAUAAAUAAUUUAACUAUAAACAAAAAAUUAAACUUUGUAUUUGUGCAUCAGUGAAAAAAUGAUAUGUACAACAUUAUUGAUUAAUAAAAUGUUAUUAAAAAACAUUA